Molecule: messenger RNA, 3197 nt
Organism: Aphanomyces astaci
Lineage: Eukaryota; Oomycota; Saprolegniomycetes; Saprolegniales; Verrucalvaceae
Exons: 14
Coding region: 56-2845 (929 amino acids)
Biological process (GO): transcription by RNA polymerase III
Cellular component (GO): transcription factor TFIIIC complex
Molecular function (GO): protein binding
Source: RefSeq, a predicted model, not a curated record
CUCCGGAGUACAUUUUGAUUGGCUGAAGCAAUAAAUACGACACUUUGGUUGGCGGAUGAACCCUGUUGGAUUAUCCGACUCGCAAGACACUGCGGCGAUGUCGUUCCAGACAUUGUUGGCGACGGCCCUGAGCGAAGACGAGGAAGAUGUACCUAGCAGCGGAUCCAUGUACGAAGAUGGCUCGGAGUCAGAAGAGGCUUAUGAAGAUGAAGAAGUGGAAGACAAGCGAGCUUUCUCCCAGAAGCGCAAAGCGUCCACGGAAGACCUGGACAUGGAGAACGAGGACCACUCAGACCUUGAGCGUCAACUCUGGGGAAAGAAGCGUGGAAUUCCCCGACGUCGCGGUCGGCGGCGGCGCGUCACGAACCCCGUGCCUCCAGAGUACGCCGAGCUGAUGGGGGAGGCGAACGCCGCGUACAUUUCUGGCGACCACGCAAAAGCUAUCGCGAUGCUCAAGGAUUUCGUCAAGAAAGCGCCCACCGUGCCUGACCCGUACCAUACAUUGGGCGUGAUCUACGAGAAACUCCAGGAUCGCGCCAAAGCCAUCCAAUUCUUCUUGAUCGCCUGCUCGUUGACUCCCACGGACGCGGGUCUGUGGCGCCGCGUGGGUCGGAUGGCCAAGGACGAAUGCAAUUCCGACCAAGCGUUGUACUGCUACAAAAUGGCGACGCAAGCCGACCCCAAGGACGUGGACACGCUCUACACGUACGCCGACAUGUGCAAGGAGGGCGGCGACCACCGGCGCGCCGCGGAAGCGUUGAAGAAAGUGGCCAACUUGACCCCCACGGACCUCUCGGUGUGGCUCCAAGUGGCCGAGUGCUACCACGCCAACAGCCAGGACGACGACGCGAUCGACGCGCUGCUCACGUGCAUUCAAAACGCUGUCACACACCCCGACGACGCCUCUCAAUUCGAAUUGCACGCGGUCAACAUGGUGUCAGACUUGUACAUCACGUUGAAGCGGUACCAAGCCGCGAUCCACGCCAUCGAAGCCAUGCACGAGCGGAGCCACCCGAACACGCCGCUGGACGAGGACAGUCUGCCGCUGGACAUUGCCGUCAAGUUCGGCAUCUGCCACCUCCACCUCGGCCACCUCGCCACGGCGCAGCCCAUGUUUGAUGCACUGUUCCACCACGAAGUGGACGUGUACGGCGACCUGUACAUUGACGUGGCGGAAGCGUUUAUCGAGGCCGGUCAAGUCCAUGAUCGCACCGCCAUCGACAUAUUGCAAAACGUGUUGCUGUGCCCGACGUUUGCCAACGACAAAGUAUAUGCGAUGAUGGCGCGCGCAUACCAUCGCCAGGGGGUACUGGACACGGCGCUGCAGUUUUACGACCAAGCGCUCACGUACCAAUCAGGCGGUGCCGACGGCAGCCGCCCCGACCCAGAGUUGGUAUGGCAAGCCAUGUGCAUUUGCCGCGACACGGGCGCGACCGCGCGGGGACUGGGGUUCUUUGGGUUUGUCCACGACGCCGUGCUGCUGCCACCGAUCCGACCGUACUGGGCGGCGGCCCCCACAACGACGACCAGUUCGAAAGCGGACGACGACCAGGACCAGGAUGUCCCCACCGACGACGACGACGACGACGACGAUGACGACGAAGGAGGAGAAGAAGAAGACAGCACAGCCGUGGACGAAAUUGGGUUUUCCGAACACGCGAUGGAGAAUGGAAUUCGCCUCAAACUGUUUUUAUUGUACGGUCGAAUGCAGUGGCAGAGCGGUGAACCAAACACAAUGGUCAAGAUUGCGUUGCCCCUCGUGCUGCUGUCGUUGCAGCAAACGAUGCGACUGCUGGGCCGCAAGUCGCUUCUCCGACGGAUGCAUAAAUAUUACGACAGCAAGUCGCUCGAUGCGCGCGACUUGGACCGGUUCAACAUUACGCAUUCGCAUGUGCUGACUGCGAUGAAGGAAUCGUAUCUGGUCAACCCGACCGACCCCACGACGCGGAACUCGCUGGUCAGCGUCGUCAUGCGGGUGACGGAGCAGGUGCUCGUGGUCCACGCGCUCUCCCCCGACGAGUACGUGGGUAUGGUGCGUGACGUGGCAAAAGCCCUGUGCGACGUUGGCAAACACAUUUGCGCCGUGGAGCUGCUCAUCGAUGUCAACUGCAGCAAUAAAAUCGCCGACUCGCAAUUGAGAUUUGAGCUCCGGUUCUUGGCGCUGACGAUUUCGCUGACGCACAAGGAGAAUCGCAUGGCGUAUGAGUGUGUGCGCCUCAACAUUCUCGAAGAGCCGAUGAACGUCGGGUACUGGAACCUCUUUGGCCACGUAAUCAACCAGACGGGCGUGUUUUCGUGGCACCAGAAGUUCCUCGCCAAGAUUUUGCGGCAGUACCCCAAGUGCUACCCUGCGAUGGUCCUUGCGGGGCUCCAUUCGUCGGCCAGCGAUUCGGCGCAGUUGGCCGUGGGCGAACUCACACUCGCGCACUUGCAGCGCCCAGAAGACCCCCUCGCGCUCUUUUGCAUUGGGCUCAGCUACCUUAACAUGUCCAUGUUCCGAACGGUAGUGGACCGCCAAAUGACCGUCGCCAAGGCGUUUGCGUUCUUCCAAUUGUACCAACAGACGCGUUUCAAACAGUUGGAAGCGAACGCCGUCGGAUUGACGUCCGACUUGGGCCAGGUCGAGAGCUGGUACAACAUUGGGCGCGCCUACCACCAACUGGAACUGAACCAUUUGGCGAUUGCCAUGUACGAGCGCGUGUUGCGGUAUUACGAAGGCAAGGACGUCGCGCCAGAGUUCCAGCUGUGCCGAGAAACCGCGUACAAUUUGUCGUUGAUUUACAAGCAAAGCGGCGCCACGGACCUUGCCAGCUACCUCCUGCACACGUACUUGACGGUCGAAUAAACUAGUCGAGUUGAUGCAAAUUGAACGUCAAAUACUACGCACAAUUUGGUUGGGGGGCAAUCAAUACGCCAUGAUGAGUUCACGAAUGACUAACUGGUGUUCUACACGAACGAACGAACGGACGGACGACGAGCUCAAGGUUCUACAGGAACAAACUUCUUGAACUAGGGUACAUGGUGAAUGAUCAACCUGUAGAACAAUCACCUUAGUAUUGGCGCUGUAGUGUCUUAUGCAAGAGUUACAGGCUACUGAGUAGCGCACGUUGUACCGCAAACUUGUGGUGCUUGGGAUGAUACCUCAAUACACUAGGGUAACUUCGUAAAACCGAUACCUCCUAAAACCGAUACCUCCA